AUGCUACCCUCACAUAAAACUAGAGUUUUAUGGUCAAGAUUGUUCGAUACCGAAGAAAAUGCCCUCAAAAUGGCUCAGGAACACAAUAAUUACAUUUACGUUCCACCCUACAAUGACGUGCAUGUUAUUGCUGGACAGGUGACCGUCGGUUUGGAGAUUCUGGAACAAUCAUCACGACAAGCUGCAAUGAUCGACGUGGCUUUUGUCUGCAUUGGAGGAGGUGGACUCAUUAGUGGAGUAGCCGCCUACUUGAAGGCAAAACGUCCCGGAGUCAAAUUUAGGGAUGUCAACUCGAGGGUCCCUGUCCUCAUGUUCAAAGGGUAA
Messenger RNA from Seminavis robusta, 324 nucleotides. The record is from the annotation of a GenBank genome assembly. NCBI's taxonomy places the organism in Eukaryota, Bacillariophyta, Bacillariophyceae, Naviculales, Naviculaceae.